Zootoca vivipara (common lizard) is the source of this 7912-nucleotide messenger RNA. RefSeq names its product RGP1 partner of RAB6A GEF complex (gene RGP1). NCBI's taxonomy places the organism in Eukaryota, Metazoa, Chordata, Lepidosauria, Squamata, Lacertidae. The record is from RefSeq and is a predicted model, not a curated record.
UUAGGGCGGGCGCUUCCGAGGACAGCCGAGGGGGGCCGAAGCCGAGCGGGGCCUCCGUCGGAGCCGGGCCGGGUCCCUCUCGCGCUCUCCCAUCCCGGACGCCUGGGUCCCUGUCCCCCCCCCCCCCGGCCAUGAUCGAGGUGUCGGCGGCGCUGCUCCGCGGGGCGGUCUUCCUGGCCGGGGAGCCGCUCGAGUGCCUCGUCACGCUGCGCAACCCGCUGCCACCCGACGCCACGUCCGCCUCCAGUGAAAUGCUGGCCUGGGCCAGCGCUCAGAUCCACUGCCAGUUCCACGCCAGCGAGAGCCGGGUGGCUCUGCCCCCUUCGGAAGAGAGUCGGCACGAUGUCCAGGCCGAGAACGAGACGGUUUUUGUCCCCAACAGAGGGGAGCGGGGCCACUGCAUCCUGUCCACCCCCCCAAAGAUCCUCUUCUGUGACUUGCGACUGGAUCCAGGAGAGUCCAAAACCUACUCGUACUGCGAAACGCUGCCGGUGGACGGCCCCCCCUCCUUCCGGGGGCAGGCGGUCAAGUACGUCUACAAGCUGACCAUCGGCUGCCAGAGGGUCAACUCGCCCAUCAAGCUCCUUCGCGUCCCCUUCCGGGUGCUGGUGCUGCAUGCCCCUGCUGCCUCUCCCUCCUCAGGACUCAAGGACUACCAGUGCCCCCAGGACGAGGCUGUGGCCCCCUCCAACCCUUUCCUGGAGGAGGAGGAGGGGGCCAAGAAGGAUUCCCGGCUGGCCGACUUGGCCACCGAGCUGCUGAUGGCGGCCACGUCGAGAAGGAGCCUCCACUUGUACAACAUCAGCAAUUCCCGCGGCAAAGUGGGCACCUUCUGCAUCUUCAAGGCCGUCUACAAGAUUGGCGAGGACCUUGUGGGGACCUUCAACUUCUCCGAGGGGGACAUCCCAUGCCUGCAGUACCUGGUGAGCCUCCAGACAGAGGAGCGGAUCCAGGAGGCCUUCCAGCCCCGGCGCGGGCAGCCCGUCUCCUACAGCACCCACGCCCGCCACCAGGAGUCCUGCCUGCACACCUCCCGCACCAGCUUCAGCCUGCCCAUCCCGCUCAGCUCGGCCCCCGGCUUCAGCACCAACAUCGUGUCCCUGAAGUGGCGGCUGCACUUUGAGUUUGUGACGUCCCGCGAGGCGUCGCAGCGGCAGGCCCCCCCGGAGGAGGCCCCCUCCUCGGAAGAAGCCUCCCGGUGGUCGGGGGUGGAGCAGAUGGACGUGGACACCUUCAGCUGGGACCUGCCCAUCAAGGUCUUGCCCACCAACCCGCUCCUGGCCUCCUCCGUCUCCCAGGUCCCCGGCGCCAACUCCCUCACCAUCUGAGGGCGCCUCUGCGUGGGUCAGUGGGACUCUCGGCUGAAGGAGCCCUAACAGACGGCCACCGGACCUCUGCUUAAAAUACUUCCAGGGAAGAAGCGUCCGCUAUUGUCCAGGGGAGUUCGGUCUACGGUUGAGUAGCUCUCACUGUCACAAAGUUCUUCCAAAGGUUGAGUCUGAAUCUGCUCCUUUGCCAUUUGAAGAUUUAUUUAUUUUUUAAAAAUAAUUUUUAUUAAAUUUUAUGUUCAUCUCCAUAACAUUGUUCACAAAAAGGAAAGACAUGACCCCCAGAUACCCCCCCUGCCCCCCCGACUUCCCUCUACUUCCUCCUCUGGUUUCUUGCAUAUUUACUUCUGCUUGUUCAACUGCAUUUUAAUACAGCUUUCUUAAAAUAAAAAUAAAAUGUUAUUAUAUUCUUAUCAUUAUUAUACCUUGAUUGUUCUCUAAUUGUCUCUAGGCUCUAUUUCAAUUGUUACCAUACAUUCUCUACCUUAAUUUUGUUGAUUGUAAAGGCUUACUACUCAAAACCUUCUAGUGAGUCCACUUCCUUACAAUAUUUCUGUCCAUUUGAAGAUUUGCACAGCCUAAGGGCCCCUGGGGGCUGUUCCUGAUCUCCCAGUCUCUCAAGGGCAGUCACAUGGAAGGUGGAGCAAGAUGGUUUUCUCCUGUGCUAGAUGGUAGGACUCGAACCCAAGUUACAAGAAAGGAGAUUCCAACUCAACAUCGGGGGAAACCUUCUGGUGGGAAGAGCUGGUUGACAGUGGAAGCGUCUCCCUGGGGAGGUGGGGGACUCUCCUUCCUUGGAGGUUUUUGAGCAGAGGUUGGGUGGCCAUCUGCACUGCAGAGGGGUUGGACUGGAUGACCCUUGGGGUCCCUCCAGCUCCAGAGUUCUAUGUUUCCCCUCCCCUUGGACCCCCGCCUGUUUCCCCCAUGGCCCCCUCACCUUGUGCGUGGAAGUAGCAAAGGGCCCGUGCUCCCGUCAGCUGGAGCAGAAGUGCGAGGAGCAGGCAGCCCCUCAGAGGGGCCCCCAAUGCCGCCGCUGCCCCCAGCCUUGCCUUCGCAGCCAUCGUGGGGCUUCCUGUGGGUCUCUCGGUUCUGGGGGAGACUGCUUCUCCUUCUGCCGCAGUCUGCCUCCAGAAUGUCUGCCCCACAGGGGCUUAUAAAGGGCAGCUUUAUGGGCCUGGCCUCCAGCUGACUCUCCCUGGCAAAGUGGCAAAGCUCAUUUCCUGGUCGGAGGCACGAAAACAAGAGGUGGGAUGGGGAUUUUUUAACAAGCUGCGAAAAGCUGAUUCAUGCCCUCCGGGAAGGACUCCAGUUGGGAGCCCCAGAGGCUGUGCCCUGCGGGGCAUUGAGAUAGAAUCAUAGAAUCAUAGAGUUGGAAGAGACCCCAAGGGCCAUCCAGUCCAACCCCCUGCCAAGCAGGAAACGCCAUCAAAGCAUUCUUGACAUAUGGCUGUCAAGCCUCUGCUUAAAGACCUCCAAAGAAGGAGACUUGGUAGCAAAUUCCACUGCUGAACAGCUCUUACUGUCAGGAAGUUCUUCCUAAUGUUUAGGUGGAAUCUUCUUUCUUGAAGUUUGAAUCCAUUGCUCCGUGUCCGCUUCUCUGGAGCAGCAGAAAACAAUUUUUCUCCCUCCUCCAUAUGACAUCCUUUCAUAUAUUUGAACAUGGCUAUCAUAUCACCCCUUAACCUUCUCUUCUCCAGGCUAAACAUACCCAGCUCCCUAAGCCGUUCCUCAUAAGGCAUCGUUUCCAGGCCUUUGACCAUUUUGGUUGCCCUCUUCUGGACACGUUCCAGCUUGUCAGUAUCCUUGAACUGUGGUGCCCAGAACUGGACACAGUAUUCCAGGUGAGGUCUGACCGGAAUACAGUGGUACUAUUACUUCCCUAGAUCUAGAUGCUAUACUCCUAUUGAUGCAGCCCAGAAAUGCAUUGGCUUUUUUAGCUGCUGCAUCACACUGUUGACUCAUGUCAAGUUUGUGGUCUACCAAGACUCCUGGAUCCUUUUCACAUGUACUGCUCUCAAGCCAGGUGUCUCCCAUCCUGUAUUUGUGCCUUUCAUUUUUUUUGCCCAAGUGUAGUACCUUACCAGUACAUUUCUCCUUGUUAAAAUUCAUAACUCUCCUGUGACCACCCUCCUCCUUGUGGGGACAUAAGGAGAGCCUGCAGCUGGAUCAGGGCCAUUGCCCACCUCGCCCAGCAUCCUCUUCUCCUAGUGGCCAACCAGAUGCCCAUUGUGGGAAGACCACAAGCAGGAUUUGUGCGCAAGAGCCACGCUCUCCCCUCCUGCGAUCUGAGCAGCAUCGCUCCCUCCUCUGAGCCUCCUGGCCAUGGGAUGAAGAUGCGCACAGCUGCCCCUCACCUCUGGGGAAGCCAGCGCCCCCAGGCACAUGGGCACAGAGGGGCAUGAAUCUCGAGGCCCCAGGAGAAAACAUUUCUCUUGCGCCAGGCCUUGGGCUGGUUAACAUUCUGCAGCCUUUGAAAUGUGCAUGGGAGGGAGGGCAUUGGCCCGUAUUGCUUUUGUUUUAUUAUGUGUCUUGUGUUUUCAUUUUGUAUUUUUAUGUUGCGAACUGCCCUGUGGUCUUCUGAUGAAGAUGGUAUACAAAUUUAGUAAAUAAAAUAAUAGUACAGUAGGUUUUUUUUGGAGGGGGGGGGCAGUGCAUGGAAUCCAGCCCAGAGCCAAACUGAGGGCCAGCGAAGGCCUCUCAGUGCUGCCCCCAUUCAUAGCCACCACAUUCUGUACUGGCAGAUUCUUGGUCCAGGAAGAAUCUCUUGGCUGCUUCCCUUCUAGCCUGAUGGCAAUAAUUGGCAGCUCAUUUCAGUUCCUUUUGAGAAGUAAGAGCCCUUUGACAGUGGAACACGCUCCCUUGGGAGCUGGUGGACUCUCCUUCACUGGAGAUCAACAACAACAACAACAACAACAACAACAACAACAACAACAACAAUUUAUUUAUACCCCCGCCCAUCUGGCUGGGUUUCCCCAGCCAUGCUGGGCAGCUUCCAAUCGAGUGUUAAAAGCAAUACAGCGUUAAAUAUUAAAAACUUCCCUAAACAGGGCUACCUUCAGAUGUCUCUUAAAAAGAGGAUAGCUGCUUAUUUCCUUGACAUCUGGUGGGAGGGAGUUCCCCAGGGUGAGCGCCACUACUGAGAAGGACCUCUGCCUGCUUCCCUGAAGCAGAGCUUGGAUGGCCACCUGUCAGGGAUGCUUCAGCUGAGAUUCCUGCACUGCAGGGGGUGGAUUGGAUGACCCCUGGGAUCCUUUCCAACUCUCACUUCUAGGAUUCUGUUACCUCAAAAGGUAGUGUGAUUCCUACAUUGCAGGGGGUUGGAUUAGAUGGCCUUUGGGGGUCCCUUCCAACACAAUGUUUUAUGGCCUGAAUUUCUUGGCUGUGCCCUUUGGGGGGGGUGCAGCGUGGCGGCUCUGUGUCCCUCUGUUGAGGUUCCUCUUGCCUGCUCUCUUCCCACCCUCUCCCUCCCUGGCUGCCCUCUCCUUGCUUGGCACCUUUCCUGCCCCCUCCCUAUUUUUCUGCCCCAUAGCAUCACCCAGGCCCCUCCUGGCCCCCUUACUCCACUGCACAUCCCAGUGGCCAAGCCUCUGCCACAGCAAUGGCAGCAAGAGGAUGGGGCAACCUCCCCUCCGUUGGGAUUUUAAUGCCAGAGGACGAGGUGGGCUUCCCCACCCCAUAGCACUUGUCCACCGUUGCUAUUGCAGAAGGACUCAAGGGCCGCCCCCCGCCCCCCCCAGCAAGAACCACCAUGGCAUGUCUGAACUGCUGGGAGAAAGGAAGGCAGUGGGGGGAAGUCUCCCCCCAGCUCUCUUGCAGCCCCACCUGCCCCAUGUGCCACUCUCAGGUCUCUGCAGGCAAGACCAGGGAUGGCAAGGGCCCUGGCCGGGCAUCCUGUCACCCACCAAGGGGAGAGGGUUCAGUGCCCUGGGCAAGAGGGCAUUGCAGCUCCCAGCAGGAGGAAAAACCUCUGCUCGACCCCCAGGGCCAGGCUGGCAGCUGCCGCGCAGGAAGCAAACAGGAUGCAGGAUGCCGGCUGGCAGCGGGCACUGCCAAGAGAUCCCCAUGCCAAGGCUGUAGUGCCAGUGCUGUUUUAGGCAUGGAAGGGGUUUGGCUCCGGAGCCCAACAUCUCGGGGUGUUUUCUCUGCAAACACCAGCAGGUUCCAAGAACCACUUGCUUUGGGGCUGGGCUGGGCAAGUCCCAAGACUCUGCCCCCAGGCCAAUGGGGGGGAGGCCUCCCUGGGUGCCCUUCUGCUCGCCCCAACAGCUUCCUGGGGAGUCAGCUGGGCCAGGAUCCCUCCUUCCCAGGAGCACCAAUCUGCUUUUGCCUCUUGCUGGCACCCUCCGCCUGGCCUGGCCUGGAUCUCCUGCAGCCAUUGAGACCCAGAGGGUGGGAGCUACCCCCCCCAUAGCAGCUGGAGAAGGAGCCCUUUGCUGGGCUGGAGGGGCACCAUUGCCAUUGGCUCUGUCUGGGGCAGGAGCACGCAGUGGGGCAGCUGCAGCUGGGCAGUGAGUCGGGCGAAGUGGGAGCCCACCAGGUGAGAGGCUGCGAGGAGGAGAAAGAUGGAACUAGGGGUGAGAGUUGUGUGGCUUUUGGAUGUGGGAGCAGAGAGGAGGCUCCAAGGGGGUCUCCAACUCCACAAAGGGUGGCCGGAAUGGAGCAGGCAAGAGCCGAGUGGCUCAAAGGGUGACCGCAGAGACUGAGGCCACAAAUCCUUUUCUGACUGUCCCCUGAGAGGCAGCGUGGGGUGAGGAGUCCAGCAAUGGGGGAGUCUCAUGAGACAACAAGAACGCAAUAAGAGCUUGGUUGCUGGAUCAGGCCAAAGGGUCCCCAUCCAGUCCUGCACCCCAGUCUCACAGUGGCCACUCAGAUGCCUCUUCUGAGAAGUCCUCAAGCCAGACUGGAGGGCCAGCUGUGCCCUCUCAUCCUGGGAUUCCAACUCGGCCGGCCUCAGAGCUACCAGCUGCCUAAAGGCCUCCCAUGUUACACCCCUUUUCAAAGCCUAGGGGGACAGGUUCUGGUCAUUUUGGGGUGCCUGGUAUGCCUUCUGGUCAAACUGGCAACCAGAGUCAAAAGUGGAUUAUUAUUAUUAUUAUUAUUAUUAUUAUUAUUAUUAUUAUUAUUUAAAGUUUUUAUUUAUUUGAAAAACCAGCAAACACAUUUAACAAGAUACAACUUGACGGUUGUUCCAUCAACGUUGAAAAUCUUCCCAGUAUGUUCCAAAGGAGCCUUAAGACCUCUAGCAUUACAAUUUCACAAGUGUUGGCGCUGACCUUUACAGCCCUAAACGGCCUUGGCCCAGGAGACCUGAAGGAGCGUCUCCACCCCCAUUGUUCAGCCCAGACACAGAGGUCCAGCGCCGAGGGCCUUCUGGCAGUUUCCCCACUGAGAAAAGUGAAGUUGCAGGGAACCAGGCAGAGGGCCUUCUUGGCAGUGGCACCUGCCCUGUGGAAUGCCCUCCCAUCAGAUGAAGACAUCUGUACAGGGAGGAUUUUAAUUUCAAUUAUGCUUUUAUAUUUGUUGGAAGCCAUCCAGAGUGGCUGUGGCAACCCAGUCAGAUGGGUGCCAUAUAAAUUGUUAUUGUUAUCCAAUAAUAAUAAUAAUAAUAAUAAUAAUAAUAAUAAUAAUAAUAAUAAUAAUAUCUAUACCACCCUUUGUCCAUAGUAACAACAACAAAAACCCCAAUAUCAACACACACACAACCCGAUUCUAAAAGGCCAUAGAAUUCACUGGUAUAGCUAUUUCUCCUCUGCCUGAGAUGCCUCCCUCUUUGUGAGCACACUGCUUUGCAGAGCAGCCUGGCAGCCGUGCCCCUUCCCUUUCCGCUCCCUGUGAGCCUGUGCUUGGAAGUGGGUCCUCUGCCAUGGCCGUGGCCUCCUUGCCCCCCUGGCCAGGGCCUUUGCCCUCUUCCAGAGAAUGGUGGGACGUGACAGGAAAGACCCCGGGAGUUCAGGGCCAGCGGCUCUGGCACUGGCUGCCCAGGCAGGAAAAUAGCUGCGUGUCAGGAGGGGCGAGUGGCUGGCACCCCAUAAAUCCUCUCCGGCAGGUGCCUUGCAGGCUCCACGAGGAAAUGAGCGCAUGGUGAUGCUUCCUGUGUGGUGACUCAGAAAGAGUCCCAGGAGAGCGCCUCUCCUUCCUGGACAGGGAGGCAGGCAGGUGGGGAGGGGGCUCCAAGAAAUGCCACUCAUCUGGCAGAGGGGGGUGCCCCUGGGACGUGGGGGUGUGUAUUUACUAGAGCAGACAAGUAUAACCUUUUCCUGUUGCCUGGAAUGGGCACCCAGGGGAAUGUGACUCCAGACUGGGAAGACUUCCUUCCUGUCCUACCUGCUCUGGCGUUUCCUCUUCUUGUGUGUGACCAGGUCGAUGGGAAUGACCCUCGCUGGCCAGAUCAAAGGGCUGCCCACGCAACCAUCUCUCUCUUCGACUCUUGGACUCUCCUGGCUCUUAGCCAGCGCAUAGGAUGGAGCCCACAAGCAGAAAGUCUGAGAUGUAGCUGACACUUCUUUUCAUGGUAACCACAAGAUAAAGCCUGCCUUCAGAUUCCUGCUGUGAACUGAAUGUGAAUAAAACUCUAUUCUAAAGAA